This is a messenger RNA of Ipomoea triloba (trilobed morning glory), 1996 nucleotides long. Its product is annotated as polyol transporter 5-like. The record is from RefSeq and is a predicted model, not a curated record. Gene Ontology annotation, molecular function: carbohydrate transmembrane transporter activity. Gene Ontology annotation, cellular component: membrane. The transcript has 3 exons. Gene Ontology annotation, biological process: transmembrane transport. NCBI's taxonomy places the organism in Eukaryota, Viridiplantae, Streptophyta, Magnoliopsida, Solanales, Convolvulaceae. Bases 116 to 1690 code for a protein of 524 amino acids.
UUGGGUUAUCCAACACAACACUCGGAAGCAUAUAUUGUAUUCUCGUCCGUUUUAAUAUUGUUAUAGAACAUAGUAUUAAUUCUCUCUCUCUCUUUCUCUCUCGUCGUCUCUCAUCAUGGGAACAAAUGCCGGCUCCGGCCAUAUUCCGGCGUUUGAUCCCCCGAAGAAGGUGAAGAGAAACAAAUAUGCCAUAGCUGCCGCCUUUUUAGCUUCGUUGGCUUCAAUCUUGCUUGGUUACGAUAUUGGGGUGAUGAGUGGAGCGGCUAUCUAUAUCCAGAAGGACCUAAAAAUCAACGACACACAAGUGGAGAUUCUCCUGGGAAUCUUAAACUUGUACUCCCUUAUCGGCUCCGGCCUGGCCGGCCGGACCUCCGACUGGAUUGGCCGCCGGUACACCAUGGUGGUCGCCUCCGUUGUGUUCUUCGUGGGAGCCAUUUUAAUGGGUUUCUCCACCAACUACACUUUUCUCAUGGUGGGGCGUUUCGUCGCCGGGAUCGGAGUCGGUUACGCCCUCAUGAUUGCUCCGGUCUACACCGCCGAGGUCGCCCCCGCCUCCGUCCGGGGCUUCCUCACCUCCUUCCCUGAAGUGUUCAUUAACUUUGGGAUUUUGGUGGGUUACGUGUCGAAUUUUGCAUUUAAGAAUUUGCCAGCUCACUUGAGCUGGCGAUUCAUGCUCGGAGUGGGAGCGAUUCCGUCGGUGUUGCUCGGCGUUAGUGUGUUGGCGAUGCCGGAGUCGCCGCGGUGGCUGGUGAUGCAGGGUCGCCUGGGAGACGCGCGGCGCGUGCUAGUCAAGACUUCCGAUUCCACGGAAGAAGCUCACAUGAGGCUCGCCGAUAUUAAAGAAGCCGCCGGGAUACCGGAGCACUGCGACGAUGAGGUGGUUACGGUGACGAAGAAGCGGAGCGACGGGGACAGCAUAUGGCGGGAGCUUUUCAUUUCCCCGACGCCGGCGGUUCUUCAUAUACUUAUCACCGGAGUGGGAAUUCAUCUCUUCCAGCAAGCGAGUGGGAUAGACGCCGUGGUUCUAUACGGGCCUAGAAUCUUCGAGAAGGCCGGGAUUAAGUCCAAUACCGACAUUCUCCUCUGCACAAUCGCCAUCGGAUUCACGAAAACGGUCUUCAUCCUGGUCGCGACAUUCACGCUCGACAAAUUCGGUCGGCGGCCGUUGCUCCUAACGAGCGUGGGCGGGAUGGUCGCCACGCUGGCGCUCCUAGGCACGGCGUUGACCGUGAUUGACCACUCCCAAGAAAAAGUAACCUGGGCGGUAGCAAUGGCCAUCGCAAUGACCUUAGCCUACGUGGCAGCCUUUUCGAUCGGCGCGGGGCCCAUUACGUGGGUGUACAGCUCGGAGAUAUUCCCGUUGAAGCUCCGCGCCACGGGGUGCAGUCUAGGAACGGGAAUCAACCGCGUAACAAGUGGAGUGGUGUCAAUGACGUUUAUAUCCCUAUACAAAGCCAUCAGUAUAGGUGGGUCCUUCUUCUUGUACGCCUCCAUCGCCGCCGUGGGGUGGGUGUUCUUCUUCACGCUAAUGCCGGAGACGCAGGGAAGAACGCUGGAGGAGACGGAGGCGUUGUUUGGGACAUUCUUUAGGUGGAGGUCAAGGCAGAGGGAGGUGGAUGCCAAGAAGGCUAACAACAACAAUAAUUCACAACUUCAAAUGGGAACCCUUCAGGCUGCUAAUAAUAAGUAGACUUUUAAUUUAGUACAACUUAUAUGCUGCGUGGCUAAUGUUAGUAGAGAUUAAGGUUAUUUUACGUACUGCCCUGCUCAGCUCGCUGCUGUAUCAUGUUAUGAUAUUCCUAGUAUUUUAAUUUACUCCCUUAUUUAGUAUUUACUGCCCAUCAUACAUCGUAUCACAUAAGAUGAUAUAUUGGGGCCAUUUACUUUGAAAGUCCCUUCAGAUGUUUGGGUCAUUGAUUGGAUGCUGAACAACAGAAUUUCAGAAUGUAAGUAAAUUAUAAUAAGAGAAUUCUGAAGUUUUAAUUAGUUUCUCAAA